Molecule: messenger RNA, 2976 nt
Organism: Didymodactylos carnosus
Lineage: Eukaryota; Metazoa; Rotifera; Eurotatoria; Philodinida; Philodinidae
Source: the annotation of a GenBank genome assembly
AUGAAAGGGGCGAAGGAAGGCAUCCGCGUAGCGGGUAACGGAGAAGCAGGUGGUGAAUUGUAUCAAUUAAAAGAGCCCACUGAUCUCCUCUUAGACAAGAAGAACAAUUCCAUCAUCAUCUGCGAUUUCGGAAACAGACGUGUGAUGGAAUGGUCUCUUCAAAGUGGUACAUCCGAAGGCAAAGCAAUCAUUAACCGAGUCUAUUGUUCAGGAUUAGCAAUGAACGAUGAAGGUGCUCUCUACGUCACUGACGUAAACAUACAUGAAGUGCGACUAUAUGCCAGAGGAAGCACCACUGGCAUGCACGUAGCGGGUGGAAAGGGGCAAGGAGAUGGCUCCCGUCAACUCAACGCGCCCGCACACAUCGCUGUCGAUGGUAAAGGCACGGUCUAUGUGUCAGACACUGGCAAUCAUCGUGUGAUGAAAUGGAUGAAAGGGGCGAAAGAAGGCAUCCGCGUAGCGGGUGACGGAGAAGCAGGUAUUGAAUUAUAUCAAUUAAAAGAGCCCACUGAUCUCCUCUUAGACAAGAAGAACAAUUCCAUCAUCAUCUGCGAUCAAGGAAAUGGACGUGUGACGCGAUGGCCUCUUCAAAGUGGUAGAACUGAGGGCAAAACAAUCAUCUACGAAAUAUAUUGUUCGGGAUUGGCAAUGGACGAUGAAGGUGCUCUCUACGUUACUGACCUGGAGACACGUGAAGUGAGACUAUAUACCAAAGAGUACACAGAGAGUAUCGUCGUAGCUAGUGGAAACGGAAAAUGGGAUGUACUCAAUCUAUACAACCAGCCUUUCAGCGUUGCAGCGGAUGGUGAUGGCACGGUCUACGUGUCAGACACUGACAAUCACUGUGUGAGGAAAUGGAUGAAAGGGGCCGAGGCUGGCAUCAUCGUGGCGGGCUUUGAUGUAAAACGUAAUCAGUUAAAUCAAUUAGAUGCGCCCACGGAUGUCCUGCUAGACAAGAAGACCAAUUCCAUCAUCGUCUGCGAUAAAGGGAAUCAACGUGUGGUGAGAUGGUCACUUCCAAGUUUUACUACUAUAGGCGAAGAGUUAAUUGACAACAUUGACUGUGUCGGAUUGGCAAUGGACGACGAAGGUGCUCUCUACGUCACUGACGUAAAGAAACAUGAAGUACGACGAUAUGCCAGAGGAAGCACCACCGGCACGCGCGUAGCUGGUGCAAACAGAGGCGGAGAUGGUCUCCAUCAACUAAAUAACUCUCAAAAUGUGGCAGUGGAUAGUGAAGGCACGGUCUACGUGUCAGACACUAACAAUCAUCGUGUGAUGAAAUGGAUGAAAGGGGCGAAAGAAGGCAUCCGCGUAGCGGGUAGCGGAGAAGCAGGUGGUGAAUUAUAUCAAUUAAAAGAGCCCACUGAUCUCCUCUUAGACAAGAAGAACAAUUCCAUCAUCAUCUGCGAUUUCGGAAAUAGACGUGUGAUGGAAUGGUCUCUUCAAAGUGGUACAUCUAGAGGUAAAACAAUCAUUAACGUGUAUUGUUUGGGUUUGGCGAUGGACGAUGAAGGUGCUAUCCGCGUCACUGACGCAGAGGCACGUGAAGUGAGACGAUAUACCAAAGCGUACACUGAGAGUAUCGUCGUAGCUGAUAGAAACGGUGAAUUGAAUGAUUUUUAUCGACUCGGCGUGCCUCACAACGUUGCAGUGGAUAGUGAAGGCACCGUCUACGUGUCAGACAGUAGGAUGCGGCGGGUGAUGAAAUGGAUGAAGGGGUUAGGCUCUGGGAUCAUCGUGGCGGGCUUUGAUGUAAAACGUAAUCAAUUAAAUCAGUUAGAAGCGCCCACGGAUCUCCUGUUAGACGAGAAGAUCCAUUCGAUCAUCAUCUGCGAUAAAGGGAAUCAACGUGUGAUGCGAUGGUCACUUCGAAGUGGUACAACUGAAGGCGAAGAGAUCAUCCGCCUCGUCGAUUGUGGCGGAUUCGCAAUGGACGAUAAAGGUGCUCUUUACGUCAUUGACGUAAGUAGAAAUGAAGUGAGACAAUAUCUCAAAGGUUGUAUCACGGGCAUGAUCGUCGCUGGUGGAAACGGAAAAGGAUAUGGCCCCCAUCAACUUCACAGGCCGGAAUACAUCGCUGUGGAUAGUGAAGGAACGGUCUACGUGUCAGACACAUACAAUUAUCGUGUGAUGAAAUGGAUGAAAGGGGCGAAAGAAGGCAUGAUCGUGGCGGGUCGUCGGGAACAUGGAACAGAGGCCAUACCGUCCUUUGUUCCUAAAGGGCUUGUGGUCGAUAGUAAAGGCACUCUUUACGUUGCAGACUGGGGGAAUGGUGGAGUCACACGUUGGCGGAAGGGUGCAGAGGAUGGCGACAUCAUCAUCGGUGGAAAUGGACAAGGGCCAGGAGCGCAUCAGUUGUCACGUCCCGUCGGUUUAGCCUUGGAUGUUUAUGACAUUCCCGUAGAUGCCAAAUGGAUACGAAGCGGUGUCACUGUUCUUGAUGUAUCCCAUACGACUCUUGGUCUCGCCAUUGAUGAGCACGAUGGCACAGUAUAUGUAGCUGGUAUCGGAGAAAACCGAAUAGUUGCCUCAACGCCAAUUGACACUAAUGGCCGUGUAGUGGCUGGAGGUCCAACGGAUGGUGAUGGCACGGUCUACGUGUCAGACACUGACAAUCAUCGUGUGAUGAAAGGGGCGAAAGAAGGCAUCCGCGGAGCGGGUGACAGAGAAGCAGGUGAUCAGUUAUAUCAGUUGAACAUGACAAUUGAUAUCCUGCUGGACAAGAAGAACCAUUCCAUCAUCAUCUGCGAUCAAGGAAACCGACGUGUGAUGCGAUGGUCUCUUCAAAGUGGUACAACUGAAGGCAAAACAAUCAUCAACAAAAUCUAUUGUUGGGGAUUGGCAAUGGACGAUGAAGGUGCUCUCUACGUCACUGACGUAAAGAAACAUGAAGUAAGACGAUGUACCAAAGAGUACACUGAGAGUGUCGUAUGUGUAACGAACUUGUAUCCGUUGGCAGGAUCGGUGCUCUAG